UUAAUUCAAAGCCGACCAGUUGUGAGUAGCAUAGUCGUAGCUGAAAAGAAAUCGUUAUCUCUCGGGCUUGGAAAUCUGGUAGAAACUGUCGCCAAUAUUUUAGGCCUAAAAAGCAUGAAGGGUGUGAGUCCAAAUUCAUAUUUAGCCGAACUUGGAAUGGACUCCAUGAUGGCCGUGGAAAUUAAGCAAACUCUGGAACGCGAAUUCGACAUAUUUUUCUCUGCGCAAGAGAUACGAAAUCUUACUUUUACCAAGCUCAGUGAGAUAGCCAAUGCAAGUGCAGAUAAUACGCAGGAUAUAAAUAAACUGGAUAUUGUGCAGCCAAACUUGAAAUUUUUAAUUGGUGUUAUAAAAGACAAAGACUUCAUUUCAGAAACUUGUUUAGAUUUCUCGACUAAAAGACAGAAAACUACAACCGAAGUAUUUCUCAUACCAGGUAUCGACGGAUGUGGAACUGUAUUCAAUCAUUUAGGGCCAAAUAUUAACUUAUCAGCAAGGGCCCUGUGUUAUUAUACAAACAACAUCGAUGCUACAGACAUUAUAUCAGAAACGAGUGAUCAUCUUAUAAACCAUAUAUUACCAAAACUGACAGCUGGAAAAGAUUUCAUAAUGGUAGGGUACUCCUUCGGGUCUAUUAUCGCAAUUGAACUAACGAGGAGAUUGGAAGCUAUGAAUUUUAAAGGACGGCUUAUUCUCAUCGACGGCGCUCCUGAGCAAUUACGAACACUAUACCAAGAGUGCAGAUUUGCAAUUUUGGAUGAUAGAGAUCUCCAGAAUAUUGUUUUAAUCAAUAUUAUGGAAAUUUAUUCCGCAGGAGAUACUGAAAAAAUUCUAACGGAACUGAAGAAAUAUAAGACCUGGGAAGAGAAAUUUAGUAUCUUCGCCAAAGAAUUUUUAGCUACGAACACGUCUCUCUCACUCGAAAAUUUAAAAACACUGUGCACGACAGCUUAUAAACAUGCAUCAGCUAUUCCGCAAUAUGAUUCUUCUACGCUGGCACCUAUAAAGUCUUCCAUAAUGUUGUUAAAAGCUACGAACCCGUUGCUUAGAUCCGUGAUUGAAGAGGAUUAUGGUUUGCAGAAGAUAACUCAAAAUGUGGUGAAAGUACAUUCCAUUGAGGGUACUCACGUGACAAUAUUAAACAGUGAGAAAAUAACAGCUGCGAUUAAUGGAGAGCCGCCAUUUGCAAUUUAAUAUUUUAAGUUAUUUAUAAUUUUAUUUCAAAUUUACGUCUGUUAUAAAACUUAUAGAAAUCUGCAUGGUGUAAAUUUUAUAUGUACUUGGAAAUGAAGUUAAGUUAUAGUAUUACCAAAAAGAAGUAAUUAUAACUGAAACUUCAUUACAAGUAACGACCCACACAGCACGAGGAACUCCCGGGGAGCUCCUGGGGAGCUCUUAAAAUUGGUCAUAAGCUUCACUUGAACUUCAAACGAACUCGCACGGAGCUCCUAUGUCCGCUUUUGAGAGUUCUCCAGAAGCUUUAUUUAAGCUCGCAGGGAGUUUAAAUGAGGCUCCCAGGGAGCUCUCAACUAGUACUAACUCGCUGGAAGCUUGUUUUAUCGAAUUUUGUAAGCUUCCCGGGAGCUCAGCGAAAUGAACUCCCUGGAAGCUUGUUUUGUCGAAUUUUGUAAGCUUCCCGGGAGCUCAGCGAAAUGAACUUCCUAGGAGCUUAAUCGGAGCUUUGUGCUGUGUGGGGAGUUACUUCCCAACCCUGCUUUUAGUAAAGUCGUAAAAACACGUCUCUAUUAAAACGUCUUUAAGACGUCGUUUAGACAUUAGCUAAGAUUGUGCAUUGGUAUGAAUGGUGCACAAUGUGAACACUUAUUGUAAUGUACAUAAUUGAUUUCGAAAAUUGUAUUGUAUUUGAUUGUAUUGCAUUGUUAUUUAUCAUUUGUAUCAAUUGUUUUUAGUUCCUCCAAAUUAUUUUAAUAAAACAUUUAAAAGUGUA
This is a messenger RNA of Vollenhovia emeryi, 1948 nucleotides long. Its product is annotated as fatty acid synthase-like. The annotation marks the transcript as partial. Gene Ontology annotation, molecular function: phosphopantetheine binding. The transcript is spliced from 5 exons. The record is from RefSeq and is a predicted model, not a curated record. NCBI's taxonomy places the organism in Eukaryota, Metazoa, Arthropoda, Insecta, Hymenoptera, Formicidae. Gene Ontology annotation, biological process: biosynthetic process.